Messenger RNA from Diabrotica balteata, 2629 nucleotides. NCBI's taxonomy places the organism in Eukaryota, Metazoa, Arthropoda, Insecta, Coleoptera, Chrysomelidae. The record is from the annotation of a GenBank genome assembly.
AUGGAAGUAAAAACUGAAAUUAAGGAAGAGUUUGAGGAAUGUCACCUAAGAUAUAUAAAUAGUCAGUUAAAUGUGCAGUUAAAUUUAUCCAGAAAUCUUGAAGAUUUGAAGAAUGAACCAGAAGACAAUUCAGCUAAGGAAAUAGAAGCUGAAAUUAAGCAAAGGCUUAUUAAAGGUGAUCCAAGAUAUAUAGAGAGUCAGUUAUCUUCAUUCACAAAUCUUGGAGGUUUGAAGAAUGAACCAGAAGAUAACUCAGCUAUGGAAAUAAAAGCUGAAAUUAAGGAAGGAUUUGUUGAUAGUGAUCUAAGAUAUAUUGAGAGUCAGUUAUCCACCACAACAGAUCUUGAGGAUCUGAAGAAUGAAUUCGAAGAUAACUCAGGUUUACAUCAGAACGAGAUUAAAACAAAAUCCGAAAAGCCUUACAAAAUACACAAUGGAGAAAAGCCUUACAAGUGCGAAAUUUGUUCUAAACAAUUUAUUCAAGGUGGGAAUUUGAAAAGUCAUUUAAGAAUUCACACUGGAGAAAAGCCUUACAAGUGCCAAAUUUGUUUUAAACAAUUUCGUGUAGCAGGCAGUUUAAACAGGCACUUAAGAAUACACAAUGGAGAGAAGCCUUACAAGUGCGAAAUUUGUUUUAAGCAAUUUACUCAAGAUGGUGAUUUGAAAAAACAUUUAAGAAUGCACACUGGUGAAAAGCCGUACAAGUGUGAAAUUUGUUUUAAGCAAUUUUCUGAAAUAAGCAAUUUGAAAAAACACUUAAGAAUACACACUGGAGAAAAGCCUUACAAGUGCGAAAUUUGUUUGAAACAAUUUAGUGAACCAGGCUGUUUAAAAAAACACUUAAGAAAGCACAAUGGAGAAAAGCUUUACAAGUGCGAAAUUUGUUCUAAACAAUUUAUUCAAGAUGGGCAUUUGAAAAGGCAUUUAAGAAUGCACACUGGAGAAAAGCGUUACAAGUGCGAAAUUUGUUUUAAACAAAUUAAUCAAAAGGGAAUAUUGACAAGUCAUUUGAGAAUGCACACUGGAGACAAGGUAUAUGUGUGAAAUUUAUGUUAAGCAGUUUACUCAUGAGAGUGCUUUUAAACAUCACGAUAGGUCACAUACUGGAGAAAAGUCUCAAAAGUGUGAAACAUGUUUGAAGGAAUUUAAUACAUUAAAAUAUUUAAAAAACCAUGUGAGGACGCACACUGGAGAAAAGCCUUACAAGUGCGAAAUUUGUUUUAAACAAUUUAUUCAAGAUGGGAAUUUGAAAAGUCAUUUAAGAAUCCACACUGGAGAAAAGCCUUACAAGUGCCAAAUUUGUUUUAAACAAUUUUGUGGAGCAGGCUCUUUAAACAGGCACUUAAGAAAACACAAUGGAGAAAAGCAUUACAAGUGCGAAAUUUGUUCUAAACAAUUUAUUCGAGAUGAGCAUUUGAAAAGUCAUUUAAGAAUCCACACUGGAGAAAAGCCUUACAAGUGCGAAAUUUGUUUUAAACAAUUUAUUCAAGAUGGGAAUUUGAAAAGUCAUUUAAGAAUCCACACUGGAGAAAAGCGUUACAAGUGCCAAAUUUGUUUUAAACAAUUUAGUGUAGCAGGCAGUUUAAACAGGCACUUAAGAAUACACAAUGGAGAAAAGCCUUACAAGUGCGAAAUUUGUUUGAAACAAUUUAGUGGAGCAGGCUCUUUAAACAGGCAUUUAAGAAUACACAAUGGAGAAAAGCCUUACAAGUGCGAAAUUUGUUUUAAACAAUUUAUUCAAGGUGGGUAUUUGAAAAGUCAUUUAAGAAUCCACACUGGAGAAAAGCCUUACAAGUGCCAAAUUUGUUUUAAACAAUUUAGUGUAGCAGGCAGUUUAAACAGGCACUUAAGAAUACACAAUGGAGAAAAGCCUUACAAGUGCGAAAUUUGUUCUAAACAAUUUAUUCAAGGUGAGCAUUUGAAAAGACAUUUAGGAAUCCACACUGGAGAAAAGCCUUACAAGUGCCAAAUUUGUUUUAAACAAUUUAGUGUAGCAGGCAGUUUAAACAGGCACUUAAGAAUACACAAUGGAGAGAAGCCUUACAAGUGCGAAAUUUGUUUUAAGCAAUUUACUCAAGAUGGUGAUUUGAAAAAACAUUUAAGAAUGCACACUGGUGAAAAGCCGUAUAAGUGUGAAAUUUGUUUUAAGCAAUUUUCUGAAAUAAGCAAUUUGAAAAAACACUUAAGAAUACACACUGGAGAAAAGCCUUACAAGUGCGAAAUUUGUUUGAAACAAUUUAGUGAACCAGGCUGUUUAAAAAAACACUUAAGCAUGCACAAUGGAGAAAAGCUUUACAAGUGCGAAAUUUGUUCUCAACAAUUUAUUCAAGAUGGUCAUUUGAAAAGGCAUUUAAGAGUGCACACUGGAGAAAAGCCUUACAAGUGCGAAAUUUGUUUUUAAACAAAUGAAUCAAAAGGGAAUAUUGACAAGUCAUUUGAGAAUGCACACUGGAGACAAGGUAUAUGUGUGAAAUUUAUGUUAAGCAGUUUACUCAAGAGAGUGCUUUUAAACAUCACGAUAGGUCACAUACUGGAGAAAAGCCUCAAGAGUGAUUUUUCAGCAAUUUCAAGCAAUUCAGUGAAGCAGGAAGAAUUUAGGAAUAAAUAUUUUAUAAAAUUUACAUAUUUG